AUGGAAACGAAAACACAAACCAUCUCGGCCUCGCCUCAAAAGAGCCAUAGCAGCACCCCCCUUCGACGCAAAAAAGCCCGUCGAUACCACAAAACGUCGCCCAAGAAACGCACUCCCACCCCCCGAAGCUCUCCCUACCGCUGCUCAAAGUCGCCCCGGAAAGUCAACCAGCCACUGAUGAGACUAUGGGGAGACGAGGAUGAUGGCGAGCGGCUCGUAUACAGUACGAUCUUGGACAGCAUGGAGGAGGAGAAGAGGAGAUAUCUGGGCAGCCAGCGGUGGAACGAGCUUGAAGAGCGGCUGUUUGAGAUUCUAUUCCUGCGACAGGAGAUUCCGCUCUUGCCGCUGCACUGGGAGGUUGAUUUCCGGGGUGUUCCUGUUUCGGGGGAUUUGUUUUGUUGGAGGGAGGGGGUGAAGCCGAUUGUGUAUGCGCACACGAGUGGACUGGGCGGGUUUCGAGCAACUUCGGCGCUGACACGACUCAUCGACCUCACUGCCAACGUCCGCACGACCUGCCAGUCGGGUCUACGCCAAAAGGUGCCCCAAAAGAUUAAGAAAGCCUUGGAUAACUACCUCAGCUGGGCUGCUGAGGAUGGAGGCUACAGCCAUCUUAAAUACACCCCCAACACCAUAGUCGAGGUCGUCGAUAGGAACGGCGAAGGGUCUACGUUGGCGGCUUUUAUCGAGACACGCAUGAGGGAGCUGGCACGAGCACACCGAGAGCUGCUCGCCAUCAAAACAGACGAGGGAAUUUAUUCAACUGACAUGGAUGUAGACAAGGAGGUCGACACGCAAAUCAAGACUGAAGCAGAGGCCUCCGUCGAGCAGCAGUCCGGUGGCAGAAGAAGCAGAUCGUGGAGGACAUUUGGCUCACGAAUUAUGAGUAGACUGUUCCAACUACUGCGGCGGCCCGUCAUAAAGCCAGAAUCCCAUGGAGAAACAUCCGUCAUUAACAGCGGGGAUGAUGAGCCAAAGACUAGACAAGGUAACGACCACGCAAGGAGCAGAGUAUACGUGAAGCGAGAGGAAGAAGAAGAAAUCGCAAUCAAGCCAGAACUGUUUGACAAUUCAGACGACGACAUCACAAUGGCAGACAUCCCCAUGGCUUCAACAACAACGCUCCACUUAUCAGCCCCUCCAACAUCAUAUAUUCGUCCACCACCCGUCGUGUUUGGCUUCUUUAUAGUUGCCACUUCUGUCAUCUUGCUCACCACAGACGCUUCAAAAGAAGACGCCGACAUGAUUAUCAACUUUCACGUAGAUAUGGACUUCCAGAACCGCAGCCUAGGCGUGUGGAAUGCCUUGACGGUGGCGAUUGCGACGUGUCUUGCGAGGGACGACAUGAUGAAGAGGAUGGGGGAUUUUGAGGAGGAGGGAGUUGUUGAGGAGAGUGAUCCGGAUGCUUGA
Messenger RNA from Trichoderma breve, 1407 nucleotides. RefSeq lists its product as uncharacterized. The transcript has 2 exons. Lineage: Eukaryota; Fungi; Ascomycota; Sordariomycetes; Hypocreales; Hypocreaceae. The record is from RefSeq and is a predicted model, not a curated record. The coding region runs from base 1 to 1407 and encodes 468 amino acids.